AUGAAGUCUUCGCUCGUCAUGCUCUCGGCCGCCUUCGGCCUGGCCGCCGCCGCUGUGCCUCGCCAUAACCACCACGCUCACCACCAGCACAUGAAGCGUGACGCUACCGCCACCGAAAAUGUCGACGUCUACGUUCCUGGACCCACCGUCAUCAUGUACUCGCUCAAUGGAAACAUCGUCUCCGAGGCCGAGGUCCUCGAGGGCAUCAAGAACGGUACCCUGGUCUGGGCCGACGGCGCUCCGUCCCUGGCCUCUUCAUCCUCAGCUGCACCCUCGACCUCUUCUGCUGUCGCCUCUCCCAGCACCACCUUCUUGACCUCAACCUCGUCCAGCUCUGCACCAGCUUCCAGCUCGACCAGCGUUUCGGUCAGCUCCAGUGUUGCUUCUUCUGCCCAGAGCGCAGCAACAUCCUCAGCCGCUUCAUCUUCGUCCACUGGCCUUGACACUUCUUUCCCCGAUGGAGAGAUUGACUGCUCUGAUUUCCCCUCCGACUACGGUGCCGUCUCUCUCGACUACCUGGGUCUUGGUGGCUGGACUGGAAUCCAAUCGCCCGGUUUCGGAAGCUCCCUCCUUGGAAUGCUUAACAUCAAGACCGUGACCCACUCGACCUGCGGAGGCAGCGACUGCUGCUCCGAAGGCAUGUACUGCUCUUACGCCUGCCCUGCUGGUUACCAAAAGGCUCACUGGCCCACUACUCAGGGUUUGACUGGUCAGUCUGUCGGCGGCCUUCUCUGCAAGAAUGGCAAGCUCUACAAGACCAACCCUAACCACGACACUCUUUGCAUUACUGGCACUUCCGAGGUCACUGUCCUUGUUCGCAAUGAGAUGUCCUCAAGCGCUGCUGUCUGCCGCACUGAUUACCCUGGUACUGAGAGUGAGACUGUGCCUCUCACUGCCAAUCCUGGCAGUGUCGCAAACCUGACUUGCCCUGAUGCCACUUACUACGAAUGGACUGGCAAGACCACGUCUGCUCAGUACUAUGUCAACCCUGCUGGAGUCUCGGCCGAGGACGGCUGCCAAUGGGGAUCUUCCUCCAACCCUUGGGGUAACUAUGCUCCUCUCAACCUUGGUGUUGGUUACUCGAACGGUGCUGCAUGGCUCGCAAUUUUCCAAAACGCCCCCACUACCGAUGAAAAGCUCGACUUCACCAUCACCAUUGAGGGUGACAACAUGAGUGGAUACUGCAGAUACCAGAAUGGGCAAUACUGCAGUGGCAAGAACUACGACUCAUGCAGCUCCACCACUGGUUGCACCGUUUCCGUGACCUCUGGAACCGCCUACUUUGUGUUCUCCGACUAA
This is a messenger RNA of Aureobasidium melanogenum CBS 110374, 1299 nucleotides long. RefSeq names its product SUN-domain-containing protein. The record is from RefSeq and is a predicted model, not a curated record. Lineage: Eukaryota; Fungi; Ascomycota; Dothideomycetes; Dothideales; Saccotheciaceae. Gene Ontology annotation, cellular component: cell surface; fungal-type cell wall. The transcript is spliced from 2 exons. Gene Ontology annotation, biological process: fungal-type cell wall organization. The coding region runs from base 1 to 1299 and encodes 432 amino acids.